AUGAUGUUGAUUCACAAUGCUGCUUUGGCAGAUGAGAUCUUCGCUCUCAAUGCGAUCUAUGGAGAUGGCACAGUCACUGCAACUUUCUCCAACAGCGACCAUACGACAAUUAGUCUUCGACUAUUCGACCUGUCCUAUUCGUUUCUACUUCACAUAGCCAACACAUAUCCACGGUCGACGCCCAGAGUACUGGGUAUCGACGACUUGAUGCAGAGCACUCGUGUGGAGGCUCGUCAAAAUGUCAUGUACUUUCAAGCCUGCAUCGUCGCGGCCAAACACCCUGACGGUGUUUGUUUCUUCGAUGCAAUUGAACAAUUUGACCCAAUCUUCACAAUGCAGCGGGCACACUAUCUCAACAUUGAACACGGUCUGGAUCCGGAGAAAGAGGAGAACGAGGAGAGACUGGCGAUGCUCAGGCAGCUGGUGGAUAAAGCGGCACUUGGAUCACCACCACCUCCUUCUUCAGCGACUGAGUCAAAUCCGUCAUCGGAUAUCGUGGGCUGUGCCGUGUGCAUGGAACCCUUCUUCAGAAUCGAUACUGCCACGUUGAAGUGCCAGCACUCGUAUUGUCAUGACUGCCUCGCGGAUGGCAUCAAAUUUGGUUUCACCGAACGGAGCGAGCUGAAAUGCUGCGGCAAGAGCAUUCCUAACCAUAUAGUUCGAGACUUUGCCGGCUUCGAUGAGGCAUGGCUAAAGUUUUAUUUCGCUUACCUGAGAGAACGACACUCACCGAAUCCAAUAUACUGCCCAUAUUUCAAAUGCAACGCGUUUAUCCCACAGGUGUGUAUGGAAGGUGAGAAGGCAAAAUGCCCCGUCUGCAAGAAGCAGCUUUGUGUGGCAUGCAAGGAUAAAGAACAUCGAGUCCUGCCCAUCGUGCAGCCAUAUGGUGGAAAGGACGGAGGGCUGCAAUCAUAUGGAUUGUAUUUGUGGGAUCCGAUUUUGCUAUCGCUGUGGCAAGACAAAUUGCCAGUGUGGCAUUUUUGA
Molecule: messenger RNA, 984 nt
Organism: Exophiala bonariae
Lineage: Eukaryota; Fungi; Ascomycota; Eurotiomycetes; Chaetothyriales; Herpotrichiellaceae
Exons: 2
Coding region: 1-984 (327 amino acids)
Biological process (GO): protein polyubiquitination; ubiquitin-dependent protein catabolic process; positive regulation of proteasomal ubiquitin-dependent protein catabolic process
Cellular component (GO): cytoplasm; ubiquitin ligase complex
Molecular function (GO): ubiquitin conjugating enzyme binding; zinc ion binding; ubiquitin protein ligase activity
Source: RefSeq, a predicted model, not a curated record